This is a messenger RNA of Nylanderia fulva, 621 nucleotides long. Lineage: Eukaryota; Metazoa; Arthropoda; Insecta; Hymenoptera; Formicidae. The record is from RefSeq and is a predicted model, not a curated record.
ACAUUACCACUUUCUGGCAAGAGACACGAUAAUGAUCGCUCUCCAAUGGAAAGUCAAAAUAUUACUAAUCAUAACUUCAAGCGAACUACAGAUAGCGUUCACGUAAAUGCUGAAUUUUCAGAAUUCAGAAAACAACUUCUUAAAGAAGUUCAUCUGAUUAAUCUUAAAUUAAAUGAUCUUAUGGAUAACGUGAAUAUACUUGUAAAAAAAGCCCAAUAUGCUGAUGAGCCAGAACUAAAUGAUGACACUAAUACGGCUGUUAUGACUUUAAUACAAUCGUUUCCAGUCGUUACAGAGCAGGAAUUAAUGUCGAUGGAAGAAUGGCUAUCGAGUUCAGCUGAUAACAUACAUGCACUGAGUCAUUAACUGCGUUUAAUUGGAGGCACAGAUCUUCCCCAUGUAAUCAAAGCCAUUAUGUCGAGAGCAAUUUCAAAUGAAGUUGGAAUGCUAUAUUCCUGGGAGGGAGCUCGGCAAAAAAAGCUUUUAAAUCGCUAAAGUUCGUCCAAGUGAUCAUUGGUGUUGUUCGACUGAACUCCAAGACAAAAUCUGCAACAGAAUCGGAUAUCAUAGAAGUAAUAAAAAAUUGGCUAGUUAGAAGUAAAGAACGCAGUAACAAGUUUC